AUGGGCCGAGAAGGUUUCGCGUCGAAGGCUCGGCUCUCCCACUCCCACGCUGUCAUCAUUGACAAUGGCUCCGGACUUUGCAAAUCGGGGAUUUCUGGAGAAAUUAGCCCAAGGCACGUCAUGCCCACUGUCCUCGGUUACCCCAGAAGCAAGCUGCCACAUUCCAAGGCUAAACAGAAGGAAUGCUACGUGGGAUUUGAAGCCCAGCAUAGACAAGAUAGCCUCUCGUUGGCCUACCCCAUGGAAGCGGGCGUCAUCACUUGCUGGGAUGAGAUGGAGACCAUCUGGAAGUACAUCUACGACAAAGGGUUGGGGGUGAAGGCCUUCGAGAGACCUCUGCUGAUGACAGAAUCCCCCUUGAAUCCCAAAGAAGACCGAGCCAAGCUCACCCAGGUGAUGUUUGAAUGCUUUAAGGUUCCGUCUUUCUAUCUCUCCAUCCAGGCCAUCCUCUCCCUCUACGCCUCUGCCCGUUUCACGGGGGUCGUCAUUGAUUGCGGGUUUGGGAUCAGCCACGCCGUCCCCGUCUACGAGGGGUACUGUCUUCCCCACGCAGUGUCCAAGCUGGGCCUCGGGGGCCGCAACGUCACGCAAUUCCUGAGGGAACUUCUCCUGGAAAACAGGCAAUACUUCUGGAACUUUCCGGAAGCCAACACUGUGGUGGACAACAUCAAAGUCAAGUUAUGUUUUGUGGCCUUGGACGCCCGCCACCGAGACAGCAAGCACUCCGAAGAGCUCCCCAAAGAGUACAAGCUUCCCGACGGCAACAGGAUCAAAAUUGGGGACCCCCUCUACCUGGCCCCCGAGAUCCUAUUCACCCCAAGCAACAUCGACCACAAGGGACAUGGUCUACCCAGGCUUGUGGCCCACAGCAUCAAGAAGUGUGACCCCAGCAUCCGUAAGGUCCUGUAUUCCAACGUGCUAAUCUCGGGAGGGUCUUCCCUCUUCCCAGGUUUGGACGAGCGGAUGUUCAAAGGCUUGGAAGGGGAAGCCCCCCAAGGUGUCCCCAUUAAGGUCAUCGCUCCCCCAGACCGAUGGUUCUCGGCAUGGAUCGGGGCGUCGAUCAUCACCUCCUUGAGCACCUUCAAACAGAUGUGGGUGACGGCUGCCGAUUACCGAGAAUACGGGCCAAAUAUUGUCCACCGACGGUGUUACUGA
This is a messenger RNA of Thamnophis elegans (Western terrestrial garter snake), 1155 nucleotides long. RefSeq names its product actin-related protein T2-like. The transcript has a single exon. NCBI's taxonomy places the organism in Eukaryota, Metazoa, Chordata, Lepidosauria, Squamata, Natricidae. The coding region runs from base 1 to 1155 and encodes 384 amino acids. The record is from RefSeq and is a predicted model, not a curated record.